ACGUCAGCGGCGCAUGCGCAACAGAACGGACGGCACUGCAGAAGCAGCCGAGUUCGCGAGUGUAUCGAUUUUACGAUCGUGUCUCUCGCCGCUAGUGCGUCCGUUUCCUUUAGUUUUUAGUGGUCGUGCUCAUAGUACAUGGAUAAAAUCGUGAAUGGGAUUAGUCGCUAGUCUCAUCGUUCCGUACACCCGCUGACUCGCAACACUUUGCCACCCUCGCCAUGACCAAGGAUAGAUUAGCAGCCCUCGUUGCGGCCCAGUCGGACGACGAUGACGUGGCGGACGAUGUUUCCGUCAACGUUGGCGGGCCGGAUGAUUUUAUGACCGAAUUUUUCGCGGAGGUGGAGGAGAUCCGCGAAAUGAUAGACAGGAUCCAGACGAACGUAGAGGAUGUGAAGAAAAAACAUAGUGCCAUCUUAUCGGCACCACAAACCGACGAAAAGGUUAAAAUGGAAUUGGAAGACCUGAUGUCCGAUAUCAAGAAAACGGCCAAUAAAGUCAGAGCUAAGUUGAAGGUGAUAGAACAAAAUAUCGAGCAAGAAGAGCACACGAACAAAUCUUCGGCGGAUUUGAGGAUACGCAAGACACAGCAUUCGACGCUUUCGAGGAAGUUCGUCGAAGUGAUGACGGAGUACAAUCGAACGCAAACCGAUUACAGAGAACGGUGUAAGGGAAGGAUACAACGACAGCUGGAAAUCACCGGUAGGACGACCACCAACGAGGAACUGGAGGAAAUGCUGGAACAGGGAAAUCCGGCGGUGUUCACGCAGGGGAUUAUCAUGGAAACGCAACAAGCGAAACAGACGCUCGCCGAUAUCGAGGCGCGUCAUGCCGACAUCAUUAAACUAGAAAAUUCGAUCAGGGAACUUCACGAUAUGUUCAUGGACAUGGCGAUGUUGGUAGAAAGUCAGGGCGAGAUGAUAGAUCGCAUAGAAUACCACGUGGAACACGCGGUGGACUACGUGCAGACGGCUACGCAGGACACCAAAAAAGCGCUCAAGUAUCAAAGCAAAGCUCGACGGAAGAAGAUCAUGAUCAUGAUCUGCCUUGCUAUACUCGCCGUCGUUCUGACUACCACCAUCGGUGGAUAUUUUGGGCUGUAAACGCCGCACCCAGACAAAUCCAAAGAAGUUGCCGUCGCGUUCGUCAGCGCGAAACGUCGGCAACGUCCGAGUCCAGACAAAUCGGCCCGAAACAACAUUGGACACCUCGCCCGUUCCAAGUCGCACGGUCGUCGUCGAUUGGAAUUUCGCCAUUGUCAACGGCAACAGCAACAGCAACAGCAAGAACAGUGGCUCGAUCGCGAUGUUGUCGACAGGCCUUUUGUCCGCGCGUGCCGCUCCUCGUCCUACGGAUCGUCGCUGUAUUUUGCCUUCUGUUACGCUUACGCGUUAACGUAUACGCGUCCAACUUGUUCAUCAUCAGGAAGGAGGAAAGAAGAGAAAGAGGAGGAAAGAACGGACGUAGACACGAAUUAAGAACGAGAACGGAAACGAGGAAAGCGAUAGCUGAUAGAACGAAGAAUCGCCGUCGUCGUUGUUUGUUUGCGCGAUCGUCGUUUGUCGCCUUAGCUUCGCCAUCGUUGACCGAAUCGCCGUCCUCCUUAGUUUCUUUUCGUUUUCACGCGCUUCCAUCGACAGACUCGAUGCGCGGAUAGUUUCGUCGCUAGCCUCGCUUCGUUCCACUUUCUAUCACGAAGCGUAAAACUUAACAGCGCCAGAGUGAUUUGUCUUGGUAGGCUCGGUUUUCGCUAGAUCUCAACCUCGUCUUUACCCCUUUUUCCAACCUCUCCUUUCGUACGCGAUCGGUCAUUUCUCAAUUGCGGUAAAUAGCAAGUAGCGAGUAGCGAAUAGUAAAUAGGAAAUACCGACAGCCAGAAACGCGUACACGCGAGAAACGAUAAAAGGCACGGACGACGUAUAGCGACGAAGCGACCUUGUUGCUCGGCGACGUAUCGAAGCGGCAAGAUUCGCGUCGGAACGUCAACGAGCAAAGCGGCGGAGCGAGUCCUUCGUCGAUCUCUCUCGAGCGAUCACGGUGCCUAUCGCGAUUAUUGGCCGUUGCACGGCCGACAAUCAACGAGACGAGGAUGACACGCGUGACGUAACGUCGGAGUCGAGCGACGAACGUCGUUUACUUUCGCUCGUACGCGAUCGAUUUCACUCGAGGCUACCGGGCCUACGUAAGUACGAGCGGAAAAAAAAAAUAAGCGGUGCUCUCGCGGGUGGCUACCUGCGAGAAUAGGUCGUAUCGAUGUAUCUCGUUCCGAGCCAAGCCUAACACCCAAUGGAGUUUUUCUGUAACGCGAGGCGUCGCGCGAGGCUACCGAGUAACCCUCUCGUUUUUCACGCCAUUUUCGGCGUGGUGCGCCGGCUCUGGUAGCCGUGUCCAAUUAAACCGACUACCUACCGAAGUGCAUUCUUUUGACUGUGAUUUUUAACCGAGCUUGGAAAUUAGUUCUUUACGGACCUCUCGGAUGUUUCGAACGCUUUCGAGCAUAUAGUCGCGCGAUAGUUUUUUCGAGACGCGCAUCACGCAUACACGAUCACUCGCCACAUAUCAUGUACUAUUCGAAGCGUGUAGAUUUCUAACGAGCCUUCCCUCUCUCGCUGCUUCUAACAUCGCCGCAACGGUCUUCGAUCGAGCCAGGUGCUAUAUAUCGCGUCGAGAUGUAAUCGUCAAUGACGGUGACGAGUACGUAAACGAACCGAGAGAACCCUCGUAUUCUCCGAACGAUAAGAAACGGCGAGACAAAGAACAGUUUGGCGAAACGCAUCAUUGGCAAAGACAGAGAACUCUGUUUACAAAAAAAAGAGAAAAAAAACAAAACAAAACCGUAUAUGUAGCUAGAUCACGCGAGAGCGUAAAGGACGAAUUUCCAAGCGCGUCGCAACGUUAGGUUAGCUUUCGUUCGACGAAAUACGUAUACACCUAAGUAGUUUGUUUCUCGCUUUCGACGUGGCGUCAUCAUCGACUGGUCGAUGCAAGUUGAUACCGGUUAAUCGAGAACGACGAGUCGAAUAGUGGAACGUCAUUGACUUCGUGUUGCACGAAACGCCAUUAGGGUAUUGGGUUCGAUCGAUCGAUCGGCGUAAUCGCUUUGCUUCCCUUCGCGAGAAGUCGCAACUCUUUCGAUCUUUGCCGAGUUUCGCGACUUUUCUCUCUCGAUUACACGUACAUACACACACACACACACACGCACACGAACACGCACGAGAGCCGCCUGGUGUUUUGUUUUUUCAGUUCAGCUCAUGGAUACUGAGUACGUUGUCAAGUACUCCGA
Messenger RNA from Bombus impatiens (common eastern bumble bee), 3283 nucleotides. Its product is annotated as syntaxin-1A. Gene Ontology annotation, cellular component: endomembrane system; plasma membrane; presynaptic active zone membrane. The record is from RefSeq and is a predicted model, not a curated record. Gene Ontology annotation, biological process: intracellular protein transport; exocytosis; synaptic vesicle fusion to presynaptic active zone membrane. Lineage: Eukaryota; Metazoa; Arthropoda; Insecta; Hymenoptera; Apidae. The transcript is spliced from 10 exons. The coding region runs from base 222 to 1103 and encodes 293 amino acids. Gene Ontology annotation, molecular function: SNARE binding; SNAP receptor activity.